This is a messenger RNA of Setaria italica (foxtail millet), 692 nucleotides long. Its product is annotated as metallothionein-like protein 2C. The coding region runs from base 238 to 483 and encodes 81 amino acids. The transcript has 3 exons. Gene Ontology annotation, molecular function: metal ion binding. The record is from RefSeq and is a predicted model, not a curated record. NCBI's taxonomy places the organism in Eukaryota, Viridiplantae, Streptophyta, Magnoliopsida, Poales, Poaceae.
AUCCAUAUUCCUGCUCCCAAAGCAGGUGGUGGUGGUCCCAGCCUCGCUCGCGUCCAUUCUUUUCCGGGCAUCGCCGUGCACCUCGCCACCACGCCGUCGCCGCCGGGCGCCGGGCCUAUUUAUACCACUGCUCGCCCUCGCCAUUCCUCAUCACAAGCGAAGCAGAGCGCAAGAAGCACUACACCUUCCUCAGCACCAGUUCCUGCUUCCCUUCUCGUGAUCAACAAGAUCAUCAGCAUGUCUUGCUGCAACGGCAACUGCGGGUGCGGCUCCGGCUGCAAGUGCGGCAAUGGAUGCGGCGGCUGCAACAUGUUCCCUGACGUGGAGGCCACCUCCACCACCACCACCACCAUGGUCAUCGCCGCCGCCACCAACAAGGCGAGCUCCGGCGGGUUCGAGGCCGCCAUGGAGAGCGGCGGCUGUGACUGCAACACCUGCAAGUGCGGCACCAGCUGCGGCUGCUCCUGCUGCAGCUGCAACUGAGGCGCGGCCGCCAUGGAGCACGAUCGAGGAGGAAGGAGAACCCCCCAGAACGUAUUAUAUAGUAGCAGGCCAGCGUCUAAAUAAGAUCUUGCCGACUGAAAAUUGUGGUUAAUUGAACACUGCUGUAUCAAGGAAAUUAUAUGUGCCUGCCUAUUGGGGGAAAAGUUACAUGCCCAAUUGAAAUGAAAACGUAAUUACAGUUUGGCUAA